GCGGCGGCGGCCGGAGCACGGGGAGAGCCGAGCGGGGCCGAACCGAGCCCAGCAGGGGCCGAACGGAGCCGAGCGGGGCCGGGCAUGAGGAGCGGCGGGCGGCGGGACCGGCAGCGCCCCCCGCCCGGGGCCGGUUCUUCGCGGGGAGCCCGGCGGAGCCUCCGGUGACCGGCUGCUGGCCCCCGGCGACCCGCCGCCGCCUCCGCUCGGUCCCGCCUGAGCGGGGGACCUGGGCUAUGCGGUGGUGGCUGCGCGCCGCCGUCCUCAGCCUCAUCGCCGGCGCCGACGGCACCGGGCAGAACGAGCCCCGGUCCGUGGUGGGGCGGGUCGGGCAGAGCACGGUGCUGGGCUGCGGCCUCCCGGGAGCCCUCGAGAACCGGCCGCCGCUUUACGUGAUCGAGUGGGUCCGAUUCGGCUUCGUCCUCCCCAUCUUCAUCAAGUUCGGGCUCUACUCCCCGCGCGUGGACCCGGAGUACGUCGGUCGCGUGCGGAUCGAGGAAGGCGCCUCGCUGCGCAUCGACCUGCUGCGCGCCGAGGACCAGGGCUGGUACGAGUGCCGCGUGCUCUUCCUCGACCGGCACAGCACCGACGCCGACUUCCAGAACGGCACCUGGGUCCAUCUCACCGUCACCGCUCCCCCCACGUUCCUGGAGACCCCCCCGGCGCUGGUGGAGGUGCGGGACCGGGACGCGCUGAGCCUCACCUGCACGGCCAUCGGCAACCCCCAGCCCAUCGUCAGCUGGAGGAGGAGCGACCUCCCUGUCCGGAGCGGGGCCGCGGUGCAGGUGAGGAACGGGACGCUGAGCAUCGCCGUGGUGGAGCGCGCCAGCGCGGGCGCCUACACGUGCCACGCGUCCAGCAGGGAGGGCACCAUCACCCACACCACCCGUGUGCUCGUGCAGGGGCCACCCGUCAUCGUGGUGCCACCCCAGAACAUCACCGUCAAUGUCUCCCAAGAUGCCUUCCUGGCGUGCCAGGCUGAGGCGUACCCGGGAAACCUCACCUAUACCUGGCUCCGGGGCAGCACCAACGUCUUCCACCUCAGCCACCUCCAGGCUCGGGUCCGUGUCCUGGUGGACGGGAGUCUCCUGCUCCAGCAAACGACCCCGGAUGACGCUGGGAAAUACACCUGCACCCCCAGCAACGGGCUCUGGAAGCCGCCUUCUGCCUCAGCCUUCGUCACGGUGCUGUACCCAGCGCAGGUGACCACGAUGCUGCCGGAGACCCACCUUCCCAAAGGGAUGCAGGGAGUGAUCCGCUGCCCAUCCCGAGCCAACCCCCCUCUGCUCUCCGUCAGCUGGACCAGGGACGGGCGCCCGCUGGAGCUGGACAAGCUCCCCGGAUGGUCCAUGAGACCCGAUGGCUCCAUCAUCAUCGCGACGGGGAACGACGACGCGCUGGGGCUGUACACGUGUACCCCCUACAACAGCUACGGCACCGCCGGCGAGUCCCGGCCCACCCGUGUCCUGCUGAAGGACCCCCCUGCCUUCACGGUGCGCCCCAAGGAGGAAUACUUCCAGGAGGUGGGCCGGGAGCUGGUGAUCCCGUGUGCAGCCCAUGGUGAUCCCUCACCCACCAUCACCUGGAUGAAGGUUGGCAGCGCGGGGAAGAGCUGGAGCAGCGCCCGGGUGGAUGGGAACAGCAGCCUCGUGUUCCACCCGCUCAUCAAGGAGCAGCACGGGCUCUGGGAGUGCGCGGCCACCAGCGCCGUGGCCACGGUCCGCGCCGUCACCUCCGUCCAUGUGCUGGGGACCAGCCCUCACGCUGUCACCAACGUCUCGGUGCUCCCGCUCCCGCGGGCUGCCAACAUCUCCUGGGAGCCAGGGUUUGAUGGAGGCUACUUCCAGAGGUUCAGCGUCUGGUACACGCCGCUGGUGAAGCACCCACCCCGUGCUCAUCACGACUGGGUGUCGCUCUCGGUGCCGGUGGGGGCUCAGCACCUUUUGGUGGAGAACCUGCAGCCAGACACGAGCUACCAGUUCAGCGUCCUGGCCCAGAACAAGCUGGGCAGCGGCCCCUUCAGCCAGAUCGUCACCUCCGUGCCCAGGGGCUUCCCAGUGACCACAGUGCCUCCGGAGCCGCCGGCUGUGACCGUGCUCGUGCUCCUGUCCCCGCCGCGGGCGCUGAGCGCCAACGCGACGGCGCGCGGGGUGCUGCUGCGGUGGGAGCCGCCGGCGCGGCGCUCCGCGGCGCUCAGCGGGUACGCGCUGGAGCUGCGGCAGGACCGGGGCGCUUGGGAAGUGCUGGAUCGCUCCAUCCCCAGCACGAAGACCCAGGUCCUGGUGCCGGGACUCAUCAAGGACGCCUUCUAUGAGUUCCGACUGGUGGCCUUUGCUGGCAGCUACAUCAGCGAUCCCAGCAACACAGUGAACAUCUCCACAGCAGGCAUGGAGGUGUAUCCGUCCCGCACGCAGCUGCCCGAGCUCCUGCCGCAGCCGGUGCUGGCCGGGGUCAUCGGUGGGAUCUGCUUCCUCAGCGUGGCCGUCAUCUUCAGCACCGUGGCCGCCUGCAUCAUGAACCGGCGCCGCGCCGCGCGCAGCCGCAAGCGGAGGCAGGAUCCACCACUCGUCUUCUCCCCCAGCAAGAAGCUUCCACCUCCACACAAUUCUCAUGGCUCUGGUAGCCCCGACAGCACCGUGAAGCUGAAGCUGCAGCCGUCUCCCUACCGGAGCCUGCACCGGACGCUGCUGUGGGGCGAGAAGGCCGGUACCAGCCUGGGCCUGAGCAUCGCCGGCUCCCGGUACAGCGCGUGUGAGAGCAGCGCCGGGGAGCACGUGCCCCUGGAGCGGAUCCGCCGCGGCCCCGACGGGCGCUUCGUGGUGGAGCCCGAGCCCCCGGCACCGCAGCCGGAGCCCUGCCUGCAGCUGGCCCAGGAGGAGGAGGAAGAGGAGGAGGAGGAGGAUGAUGAGGAGGAGGAGGAUGAGGAAGAGGAGCCCAUCUGGCGCAAGGGGGUCUCGCUGCGCCCCCGGCCCGCGGGGCAGCCCCCCCGGGGCUCCUGGACCAGCAGCUACCGCCGGGGCCGGUACUUCGGCUACGGCAGCAGCAGCAGCCCCGUGUGCGGCGCCGCCGCCGCCUUGUGCAUCAUCGACGUGAGCCCCGUGGCCUCCGCCGCCACUUUGCCUUAUGGCACCGCCGAGGAGCCGCGCGCCGGCCCCGGCAGUGCCCUGUGGGACUCGCUGCCCCUCGAGGGCUCCCCACAGCCGCCCCACAGCCCCCCCACGCCCCCCAGCCCGCAGCCGCCGGCCCGCAGCGGCAUCCUCCAGUUCCUGAGCCUGCCCUUCUUCAAGGAGAUGUGCGUCGACGGCGACUGGCCGCCCGUGGAGGAGCCGCCGGAGCCCAGCACCGCCCCACCGGAGCCCCCCACCGCCCCACCGGGGACCGAGGGCUCCCCACAGCACGUGGGGCGGACGCUGUGCCCGGACUGCAUUGACACAUGUGCCAAAGCCACCACGUUCCUGGAGCCCCCCAGCCUGCCCCUGGGUCCUGCCAAGGCAUCGCUGCCCGGCACCGCAGCCUGGCCCGGCCCCACCAGUGCCGGCAGCACCAGGACUGAGGCUGUGCCCGCAGCUGGCACCGCGCAGCCCAGUUGGGCACCGGGUAAAGCACCGGAUGCCCCCGCGCUGGAGAAGCUGCCGCGGGGCAGUUUGACCAGUCAGAGCAGCGGCCGCGGCAGCGCCUCCUUCCUGCGGCCACCGUCCCUGGGGGGCAACGGCCCCGGCACCCCCCCGGGCUGGAGCGGAGCCGCCGCCGUGAGGAUGGAUCUGGCUCUUGGUAGCGCCGGGAAGAGGAGGAACACGUCUGUGGAUGAGAACUACGAGUGGGACGCGGACUUUGCUCUGGAAUCCGACAUCCUGGAAGCGCUGCAGCUCUACCGCGGCGGGACCCCGGCCCGGCCCGUCUCCACCAUCGCCCUGCGCGACCUGGAGCGGCAAAGUGAACCCCCCUGCCCUGCUGUCACCAUGGCAAACCGGGGACCAUCGUACGGGCUGAGCCGGGAGGUGCAGCAGAAGAUCGACCGUCAGUACGACCCCGAGCUGGAGCAGGUCCUGGUGCGGUGGAUCCUGGCGCAGUGCGGCAGCGACGUGGCGCAGCCGGCACCGGGCAAGGACGGCUUCCAGCAGUGGCUCAAGGACGGCACCGUGCUGUGCCGGCUCAUCAACAGCCUGCACCCGCGCGGGCAGGGGCCCGUGGCCAAGGUGCAGGCGUCGGCCAUGGCCUUCAAGCAGAUGGAGCAGAUCUCACAGUUCCUGCAAGCGGCCGAGCGCUACGGCAUCGCCGCCACCGACAUCUUCCAGACCGUGGACCUCUGGGAGGGGAAGAACAUGGCGUGUGUGCAGAGGACCCUGAUGAACCUGGGCAGCCUGGCUGUGGCCAAGGGCGAUGGGCUCUUCGUGGGAGACCCCAACUGGUUCCCCAAGAAGUCGCAGGAGAACCGGCGCGUCUUCUCCGAGGACAAGCUGAAGGAGGGGCAGAGCGUCAUCGGGCUGCAGAUGGGCACCAACCGCGGCGCCUCGCAGGCCGGCAUGACGGGCUAUGGCAUGCCGCGGCAGAUCCUCUGAGCACCCCCCCACCGCCUGCCGGGGGGGGGGGCCGGACCCCAAACUGCCUGUGCCCCCCUUCCCCCCCCCCCCCCAAUACACCCCAUUGCGGACCAGCUGGGCUCCCCGCCCCCCCCCCAGUAUUCCAGGACCAAAAAUUGUUUUUAUAUUAUUAUUAUUUGGCCGGUGCCGCUGCACCCGCCCCCCCCCCCGCCCCACAAGUGCCUUUGGGGGUCACGGUGCCCCCCCCCCCCCGCUGCUGUGUUGGGGGGGCACCCCCCUGCACCCCAAUAAACGGCUCCUGUUGUUUCCAG
This is a messenger RNA of Strigops habroptila (Kakapo), 4852 nucleotides long. Its product is annotated as transgelin-2-like. Bases 237 to 4559 code for a protein of 1440 amino acids. The record is from RefSeq and is a predicted model, not a curated record. Gene Ontology annotation, biological process: cell-cell adhesion. Gene Ontology annotation, molecular function: protein binding. The transcript is spliced from 23 exons. NCBI's taxonomy places the organism in Eukaryota, Metazoa, Chordata, Aves, Psittaciformes, Psittacidae.